This is a messenger RNA of Owenia fusiformis, 1091 nucleotides long. The record is from the annotation of a GenBank genome assembly. NCBI's taxonomy places the organism in Eukaryota, Metazoa, Annelida, Polychaeta, Sabellida, Oweniidae.
UGCAGACAUAACCAGCAAUAGUUAAAUACCACCACAGUUUCCAAUAUGUCCACUCAGCCUAAACGAGCCAGGAUUCAAGAUGAAUUUAGUGAGCAAGAUGAAACUGCUGAGAAAAAAGAGAAAGAUGGAGUAUCAUCACUGAUGGAAGACUUUAAUAUACAGGAUGAUGAAAAACAAAGAACAGGACAGCCAGAUGAUUCAGCCCCCCUUGAUGCAGCAAAGGGUAAAGAACGAUUUCUACAAAGAUCUCAAUCACGUAAAGAAGCGAAAGAAAAGACAAAAUUGACCCUCAAUGACACUGGAGAAACAUCUAACUACAUGUACAAACUAGGCCAAAAGAUUGCUAAAUUUGGCAAAGAGAAGAACAGCAAACAGAUUAAACAACAGGCCAAAGACAUGUGUGCACUGGCUGAAGAAUACCUCAAGCUCACCGAGACAUCAGCAGAAGGCUGGUACUUUGUAAAAGCAUGUUGUCUCUUUAAUGCUGCACUGAGGAGAUACCAAAAGAUUCAAUGGGACAUCAAGGAUCAGGAAAACACUACAGGUAGUCAAGAAACUUAUAUCAAAAAAAGACUCCAGGUUAUAGAGACAGAAUUUUUAAAAAAAGUACCAAGCAACCCAAAGGUUAGCAAUAUGUCGACCUCAGAAAGUGCAAUUAAAUUUAGGUCAUUGAUAAAUGAGGUGCGUGAAUAUGAGACAAACACUAUCAACCAUAUUCAUGAGAAUGUAAUGAAAAUAGAUUUGUCUGGCACGGCAGAUAUGAGUGAAGAUGCCGAGAUUCAAACAAUUGAAGAAAGCAAUAUAUUUUACAAUACAGUAACUGACAAGAUAAAGGGUUUUCACAACUCAGUUAUUGAGGAUUGUAUGAAGGUUUUAGGUGUCCCUCAAUGUCGAUAUGCCAUCUUAGGUCAUGGCUCGUUGGCUCGUAAAGAGGCAACAGCCUGGUCAGAUUUAGAGUUUUCUGUACUUUAUGAUCCAACAGAGAAAUCCCCAGAACAUGUUGAGGAUAUCAAAGCAUAUUUUAGAGUACUUGCCCACUACAUUCAUAUCAAAAUCCUCAAUCUAGCUGAAACACUUCCUUACUGUCUUAG